Molecule: messenger RNA, 1160 nt
Organism: Pteronotus mesoamericanus
Lineage: Eukaryota; Metazoa; Chordata; Mammalia; Chiroptera; Mormoopidae
Gene: HSD17B8
Product: hydroxysteroid 17-beta dehydrogenase 8
Exons: 8
Coding region: 29-838 (269 amino acids)
Biological process (GO): estrogen biosynthetic process
Molecular function (GO): estradiol 17-beta-dehydrogenase [NAD(P)+] activity
Source: RefSeq, a predicted model, not a curated record
UGGGUUGCCUUUUCAUGCACAGCCAGCCAUGGCGACUCGGCUUCGGCUCAGCUCAGCGGUGGCCCUGGUCACAGGUGCGGGUAGCGGCAUCGGCCGAGCAGUCAGUGUGCGCCUGGCCCAAGAGGGGGCUGCAGUGGCCGCUUGUGACCUGGAUGGAGCAGCGGCACGGGAGACAGUGCGGCUGCUGGACAGGCCAGGAAGCGAGAAGAAGGCCCACGCUGCCUUCCAGACUGACGUGUCUGAGGCAGGGUCCGCCAGGCGCCUGCUGGAACAAGUGCAGGCCUGCUUUACUCGCCCGCCAUCUGUUGUUGUGUCCUGUGCGGGUGUUACCAGGGAUGAGUUUCUGCUUCACAUGUCUGAGGAUGACUGGGACAAAGUCAUAGCUGUUAACCUCAAGGGCGUCUUUCUAGUCACUCAGGCUGCAGCCCAAGCCCUGGUGUCCAGUGGUUGUCAUGGCUCCAUCAUCAACAUCAGUAGCAUCAUAGGGAAGGUGGGGAACAUGGGACAGACAAACUACUCAGCAUCCAAGGCCGGAGUGAUUGGGCUGACGCAGACUGUAGCCCAGGAGCUCGGAAGAUAUGGAAUCCGCUGUAACUCUGUCCUUCCUGGGUUCAUUACAACACCCAUGACCCAAAAAGUGCCACAGAAAGUGCUGGACAAGGUGACUGCAAUGAUCCCAAUGGGACAUUUGGGAAACCCUGAGGAUGUGGCAGAUGUGGUCGCCUUCUUAGCAUCUGAUGACAGUGGAUACAUCACCGGGGCCUCAGUGGAAGUCACUGGUAUGAGGCCAUCCUGGGACGGGAGAGGGCAAGAGAAGUGGAACCCAGAUGGCAUGUGAAGGCGUAUGAGGGGAGCCCGGAGCCACUGAAGAAGGGCAGAAGUUCCCAAAGGCCAGAGACAGAAGAGGGUGGGUGCUCCCCAGCCCAUUUGUCUCCACCUAUGCAACUGUCCAAAUGUUUCUCCCCCUCCCAGGAGGUCUUUUCAUCUAACUGCCUCAAGGACCCUGGACUCUGCUCAGUCCCCCACCACUCUGCUGGGCUUCCUGCUGAUGAGAACUCUGAGUUCCCAAGCUACAAAAGGGGUGGCAGUGUAUGGCUCAAGAAUGCUGAAUAUGGGAGGCAGGGGUGCUUGUGACUGUAAUAAAUUCCAAAUCCUCUUCC